Molecule: messenger RNA, 2307 nt
Organism: Stylonychia lemnae
Lineage: Eukaryota; Ciliophora; Spirotrichea; Sporadotrichida; Oxytrichidae
Source: the annotation of a GenBank genome assembly
AUGUUGCUUGAUACCAUAAAUGAAGAUAUAAUUGCACACAGCGCAAAACUUAAGGCUAAGUACCGAGUAAUAUUCCAAAGAAAUUUAGAACUUAUGAAGCAUACAAAUGUUACUCUGAGCGAGUACUUGAUCUUAAUUGAAGAGAACAUGAAGUUUUUUAGCGGAAAGGAUGAGGAAAUAAAAAUUGACAAAAAUGAUAUAAGAGACUAGUCUCUAAAUGGAGAAGAUUUGGGAGCCGAUGAAUUAAGACAAUCAAUCUUUGAGAAUUAAAUUACUGAUUUUUACUAAUAGUCUGAGGAAUUAUAAGACAGCAGAGAUAGUGAAGAGGUGAGAUAAGAAAUUAGGCAUAUGAAACAAAUAUCCCCUUCUAAAGGAUUAUAAGAAUAGUUAAUUGAACAUGAAGAGAUAAAGGAAAAUUUAUAAUUAGAAGAGUAAGAAGACUAAGAUAAGAAACAAGGUAUAUUCCAAUAAAUGUAGAAGAUUGCAUUUAAGUGGGUUGAUAGUAAUUUAGAUAGAGAAGUGAAGAGAGUUAAGAAUGAAUAGGUUAUAUCAAGGAUAGAUUCUGACGAUUUCUAGGAAAAUGACUUCACACUAAGAAUGCUGAAGUGCUACGAGGAUAAAACUUACGAAAAUAGAGAAAUUCUGCUAGACUUAAAAAAUAAUAAGAAGAAAAUUAAUAGAAAUGCAGCUACCUUAGUUAUAGUAUGCGUAGUAAAAAUGCAAGAUAUCUUAAUAGAAGCCUGCAAAAAAGCAUUACAAAUUGUAGGAAAAACAACAAGCCGAGUUAUAAGGAAAAUAUAUGUCACAUGUUCUAAGAUGUACAUCUCAGACAUGGUCCUUUAUAUUUCAAUGCUUUCAAACAAGGAUGAUAUAUUCUACAAAGACAUCAAUAGUCCUGAUUGGUAAUACUUCCUGUUCAAUUACGAAUAGCACGAAUUUCCCUCGGCCAAAUCAUUAGUACAAGCAUAUCAUAAGUUCCAUGAGUACUUGGCAAUAGGAAAUUGUAUUAUGAAUAAGAACUCUAGAGAUGACAGCUUUUUGAAAAGAAUGUUAAAGACAGGAAUCUAUGGCACAUAUUACUAUUUUAUGAAGCAAAAGAGAUUAGAUCAAUAAGAUAUGAUAAAAGCGAACCCUGAUUUAGCAAUGACUCUCGAAUUGUGGAACAUGAUGGAGUAAAAGUCCGUAGCUUAAGCGAUGUAGAUAACUUUACCAAUAAUUAGAAAAAAUAAGAUAAUAUUUAUACCGAUGCUGGAUACUAUUCUCACUAGAUAAAAUAUCAAUAACUUACCAAAGUUUGAUAGACGAAGAAGACAAGAAAUCGUCUUUGAAGUGGUUGAAGAUUAAGAUAAGUCCUUACUUCAUAAGGAGCCAGAAGCUGGAUAUAACAAUGCUACUCAUGUAAAGGUGAGAUAUCUUUGUAAUAAAGAGAUCGAUUUUUGUUUUGAUUCUGGCCAGAUUAAAUAAUAAGAAAAGGUGGAUAUGGAUGACGCUAGUUUGGUUUAAAAAAUAUUUUAUGACGUCUCUAAGAUAUUUGAAUUUAAACUUACCAAAACUUCUCUGAUUAUUCAUAUUCACGGAGGAGGAUUUGUUGCUAUGUCGUCAAGUAGUCAUUAAUGCUAUACUAGAAUGUGGGCGAAAAGUCUAGAUGUGCCAUUAUUAUCAAUAGAUUAUAGACUUUCUCCUUAACAUUAAUUCCCUGAUGCAUUAAAUGAUGUUUGGUAAGUAUACUACUGGAUUGUAGAGAAUGCUGAGAAUGUAAUGGGCAUUAAAACAGACAAAAUAAUUAUUGUUGGUGACUCAGCAGGUGGCAAUCUUGCUAUAGCUGUUGCUUUAAUGGCCAUUGAGAGAUAAUAUAGAGUCCCUGAUGGAAUUGUAUUAUGCUAUCCCGCACUGAGUGUCGCAAAGAGUAGGUUCACACCUUCAUUGCUUAUGUCUAUUGAUGAUUAAAUGCUUCCCUAUCCCUUCCUAAAAAUGUGUCUGGAGUCCUAUGUUGGAGACUAUAAAGCUGAUCCAGCUUGUGAUCCAGACAAAAAUAUGUAUAUAUCUCCUAUUAUAGCACCAGAUUAUAUACUCUCAUAGCUGCCAAGAGUAAGAAUUAUGGUAGCUGCAAAUGAUCCACUUAGAGAUGAGAGUUUUAAUCUCACAAACAGAUUAACUAAACUUGAUCAUGAUGUAAAACUUAAAGAGUAUUUAUAUAUGCCUCAUGGAUAUUUAAAUUUUAACGCCCCCCUUCUUGGUAUGAGAGAUGAAUGCAAUGAAACAAUACAUUAGGCAAAGAUUUGGAUUUAGGAGAUGCUUGAAAAAUGA